AUGGCGGGAAGCCAUCCUAUGCCGGCCGACGAGGAAGAAUUUCACGACGCCAUCCACGCAAACGCCAUGCUCAACGCGGCGGAGGAUUUCAAGCCGUCCGAUUACAGCAACAUCAUCCGGCGGUACUCGCACCUCGGCGCCACGCACCCGAGUAACCCGCUCACCGUCGCGAAAGCCGGCGAGGACGAAAAAUCCGCCGGGGGGAAGACGCGCCGAUCGCAAUCCACGGGCGGAGGGGUGAAGAAGGGCAAGGGGUCGUCUGUGGCAUCGACGCUCGGGCGCGCAGCGGCGCGCGUCGGGAGGACGCUGGGCGCAAAGGGCGGGUCGCUGGCCAAGUCAAAGUCCUCCGUGGCGCCCCUUCAGUCCGAUGAUGAGUUCUCCAAGCAAUCCGAGCAGCCGUCGAUGCCCAUCGUGCUGCAGCCCUUCAUGGGAUCGUACGGUUCAGAGCUUGUCUGUCCAUCCAACGGCGCGUUCGUGCAGACGAAGGCGCUGCAGGAGGAGAAUCGACGGCUGCGGGAGAGGAUCGCGAUGCUGGAAGCCGUUCACGCAGAGGAGGCGGACGACAGCGACGACUUGGCGCGCCAUCGCGUGCGAAUGCUCAAGUCGUCAAACCUGCAGCUAGAGCACCAGCUACUAGCCUCCGAGUCCGCGUCGCUCACCGCCAAGGCGAUCCGCAACGAGCUGCUGAGCGCAAUGGACCAUCUUCACCGCACCGUCGGCGCGCUGCACGUGCGCGCGGGGGAGGACGAGGCGGAAGGCGAGCAGGCGGAAGCGGAAGCCGCGGAGGGCGCGGGCGGGACGGAGAUGGGGAACUCGCACGCGGGGACUCUGGACCAGACACUGCUGCCAGCUGCUGCUAUUUUAUUGGACGACGCGCAGCACGCCGCGGCGCAGGAGAAGGAGAGCGCAAGCGCAGCCGCGGUGGCGGUGGCGAAGGGGGUGAGCAAGGUCGGCGCGGCACAGCAGCCGCUGACGCGGCGGAACUCGUUCGGGGGACGCGGCUCCGCCGCCCUCGCCUCCGCCGCCCGCCCCAGCACUCCCACCAGCCGCGGCACCUCGUCGUUCGCUAGCGGCUCGCCACGUGCCACGACCCCGCGCGCAACGUCCUCCGCCGGAAAGGGGAGCGCGUCGCCCACGGUGGGCGCACGGCGCGGUGGUGCGACGGUGGGCGCGGCGGGCAGCGCUGGGAAGGGAAAGACUGGUGGCGGAAGCUUCAAUGCGCGCGGGUGGGGAGUCGGCCCGGGGAAGCGGAACGGCGCGAACAAUAAAACUGCGGAAAAAAAGACCGCCGCAUCUGGCGCCGCGAAUGACGGAGACGGCGGCAUGGAUUUGACCUCUGCGGGAAGCCGCAGCGCGAGCAUGAAAGACGGGCCGCUGGUGCUAGACCCCUCUAUAGUAACAUCUUCUGCUGUCUCCACACCUAUGGGCACGCCGCGCGCGGGGAGCACUCCCGCGGGGAGCCCGUUCGCCGCGUCGGCCGCGGCAGCCACUCCCGCGCCGACACUUGGCAGCCUGCUGGCGGCGUCGGGACAGGUGGCGAUCGCAAAGGAAAAGCUCGAGGAGCUCGCGAUGUGGAGCAAAGAAGCGCGCGAAAAGGUUCUGAUGCUGCUGCCCGCGCCGGGCGGAAAGAUCGGCGAACUGCCCGCGGAGGAAGGCGCGGGCAAGGCGGAGGACGCGGAAGCAGGGGGAGGAGCCGGCGGAGCGGAGAAGACAAGCAUGAAGGCGAUGGACGCGCCGGAGCUGCCGUGCGCGGGGAAUCGCUUUAUGGCGACCAAUGAGGACGGCGACCCCGUCGCGGGAAUCGCGGCGAACCUCUGCCGCUCCAUCGAGGUUCCACCGUUUGUCAACGCUUUCCCCUCGCUUCCUCCCCCAGGGUCCGCGCCGCUCCUGGAGUACGCGCGCGUGCACGAGUUGGAGGGGCGGCUGGCGGACCUGCACCCGCGCCUGCUCGCGCUCUCGUCGCUCCUCGAUAAUGUCGUCUUCCCCAGCCUGCCCGCCGAGACGUCCAGCGCAGUGCUGCAGGAGAUCCGUGUCGCCAUCGUUGACGUGUACGACACGACGCGCGCGCUCUCCGAGUUGGCGGCGCUCGUGCCAGCUGGUGCGCAGCUAUUCGGCGUGGGGACCGGGGAGAGCCUGAUGCUGGCAGCAGCAGCAGCCAGGGCGGAGGAGGGAGGAGGAGGAGGAGGGGGAGAGGGAGAGAUGAUGGAGGUGCAGCAGAGGCUGGAGUGGGAGAGGGAGAGGAGGAGGAGGGAGGGAGUGAGUGUGGCAGACCUCCCUUCUGUGGAACAGCUGCUGACAGCAGGCCUUGCUGGGAUCGUGGGAGAGGGGGGAGGGAUGGGGGGAGGAGGGGAGGGGGAGGUGCAGGCGCGGGUGGCGGAGGUGGUGGGGAGGUGCCGCAAGGUGGAGGCGCUGUGGCGGGCGGAGAUGUCGGGGCUGCAGGAGGAGAUGGGGUUCUACCGCGGCUGCCAUGCUGCCCAGGCAUCGCAUGUGAAGCAGAUAGCGUCGGCAGCCAAGGACGCGCUGCAGACUGUGCUGGGAGACGCGCAUGAGAUAGUCUCUGCCGCCGCCACCUCCAUCCAAAAGCGGCGGUUGCAGAUUCUGCUGGCAGUGACCGACUUUGAGAGCGAGCCCACACCCGAAAUGAUGCAGCAGCUCGCAGUCAAGGUCAAGGAGGAGGCAGGCACGCUGAGGCGCUUUGCGGAGCUGCUGCCGCAGGCCUUCUCAGCCGAGGCCAAGGUGGCCGAGGUGCUUGACCCCCUGGAGCGCGAGUUCAAGGAGCGGAUGCAGGCUCGGCGAGCAGCGCUGGCCCGGCAGCGCAAUGAGCUCCACGGGCAGAUCAGCGGGCGGUUUGCCAACCAGUCUGGGCAGCAGGGCAAGGGCAAGCUGAUGCGGGUCAUUUCCCUUCAGCAGUGA
Closterium sp. NIES-65 is the source of this 2913-nucleotide messenger RNA. The record is from the annotation of a GenBank genome assembly. NCBI's taxonomy places the organism in Eukaryota, Viridiplantae, Streptophyta, Zygnematophyceae, Desmidiales, Closteriaceae.